AGUGGGAAGUACACUGACUAGACCUAGCCGUCUAGCCACGGCUACAGUCCCUAGCCACCAUAACGUGGCAUGGUAGGGAGGCCACAGAGGUGGUCUUUUGGCGUGGUUUGGAAUUCGAUAAUUCAUUCGACAGCGGGAUUAAACCUUCUUGUGGAGUAACCUCACUGAACGGCGUCAUCCAACGGCGCUUCAUACAAAGCUUGAUACGACUUCACUGGCUUGGUGCGGUGGACUGGAUCGUGCAAGGUGUGCGGAUGAAGUUAUCGGAAUCUGCUACUCAUUUGUAUCCACUGCCAGCAUCGACUUCCGUUGCACCAUUGUACAGCACAUUUCUGCAUAGCGAAGCUGCUGAGUUGAUCGCAUACUACCCAGGCGCUUGUGUUAUUCACAAGGAAAGACAGCCUGGAUGCAAGAAGACGAUCAAAGCAACCUGCGUAAUCUUCUAUGCUAUAUUGUUGAGUGGGUUUUCUUUUUCUUCUUUCCUAUUAUGUAGUCAUCCACCACUACCUUGAGCUGUAUCCUAGUAUGUUUCAAAUGAAUGGUGCUGUUGCUUCAAAUAAUGCCAGCUUUUCUUACACUGCUGUGGAAACUCUGAACAGUCAAGGACUUGUGAGACAGUAUAGUUAUUUCAGUUCUACUUACCUUGUUGUGGUAAAACCAAUAAGUCUGUCACUCGUGUCGUGUCACGAAAAUUUUGAUGAUACAGUCUCUUUCGAGGUGAUUCCCACACUUUUGCCAUCACCACUCACACCAGUUACACCCCUGCGCUUGGCUUCCAGCACCGCUUGCCCUGUGGCAAACCUUUUAAGACAACCUUUUUUGCAAACAACUCCACCACAACUUGCAGCUGCAAAUGUGGAAUUGUGUCCAUUCCUUCGCCCAAUUUCAGGAGUACUGUCGUCUGUGCCAUCAUUCCAACCUUCGUCAUGUACUAACUUUGUUCCAGAUACCCCAUUGCCUAAUCAGAUAUCACAGAUAGGCCAACGCACUUCUGGUUUCCAGCCAAGAGCCUUGCGUCGCUUGUUGCCAAAGGUAACCACAGAGUCAGUCAAACCGCCUGUUUCUACUGAAAAUACAUACAGCUACAAGGGUCUCGAAGCCAGUGGAGUGCAUUGCAACAGCAACUCUUCACCAAUGGGCAAAACAUCAUCUUUCAGUCAUCUUAGAGGGCCUGCAACAUACUGCCAGACUUCUAGCUCAACAAGCAUUGCCGCUAGAGCUUCAGUAAAGGUGCCUGCAAGUGUGAAUGCAGUAGCAGAGGCUAACAUACAAGUGACAAGUAAUAUGAUGCUGCCAACAAAACCUAAAGAAACAUCUCCAUCAUUGGUGGAAAAAGAGAACAAAGAUAUAGUGUGCAGUGUGGAAAAGCAUGCAAGGCAUAUGCAGCCCAGUGCAGUGCAAACAAAGGUUUCUGAGCAGAGCACAAUCUCUCAAUCUUUUGACAGUUGCAAUGUACUAAAACCAAAUGUGUCACCUGUUCACUGCACUGUCAAUAACUCAAGGCAUGAAUUUCAUGCAGUAGAACCUCGCACUUCUACUAGCACCCACGACUCUACAGGUGUUUUCAUGGAUGCAGAGAAUGAACCUCUUAGCAAUUACCUUCUCUCGGGAAAAGAAGGAAGGUCACUGUGUAUUGAUGACUCUGUCAGCUUGGAGCAAGACUCUCUUGAAAAAGAAGCUCACCUUUCAACUGUCUCACAUAAUCCUACACGAGUCGCCAUAGAAGAAGAGAACAUACCAGCUCUUGACUGUUACUACAGAUCCAAAAAAGUUGAUUGGUCCCUUCAUGUUGACAGUGCCACCAACAACUCAGGCCACCAGUUUGUUAAAACAGUUCUAGAUGUUCGUAAGCGAUGCACCACUCUUGAUUCAGGUGAACCAGUCAGAAGCUUCCAAGCUCUUGUCACUUGCAGCACAUCACAAAUAAAUAAAACAGAUCAUUUUCAUGGUGCUGCCGAUGACUCAAAGUGCCAUUUCAAUGAAUCAGUGCUGGAUGCUUGUAUUAUGACAAAUGUGUCUGCAGGGACGACUGUAGGUAAUGAAAACUCACAAGCACAUCGCAGCUGCUCUGCCUUGGAGAAAAAUAGUUGGUCACAGCUUAUUGACCAUGCUGUUACGAACUCAGGUAAUCAGUUCCAUGGAGUAAGACCUGACACUCGUAUAAAUUCCAAUGAUUCUGCAAGCAUUGCUGUGGAUAAUAAUGUUCCGGUACAGGACAAAAAAGUUUGCCAUCUCGUUUGGCAAGAUGAUGACAUUUCUGAAGAAGUUUUUUCCUUCACUGAUAUUGGUUGUGAGCAAGAGAAGGCUGAAGUGCAGGGUGAAGCGAACAGUUGCAGCGAUGAUUUAAAGCUUGUUGACAGCAACAGGCAACCUGAAAGUAAAGGAGCAAAAUCAUCCUUUGUUCGGAGAAAACAACCAGUACGAGCUUGCAAAUGCCUAGUCUCAUCUGCUAGCAACAAAACUACUGUAUUGGAGCGAAAACCUCAAAAGGCAAAUAAACGAGAGACGUCGCACCUCACCAUCUCGGUGCCAAACUGCAUUGGCCGUCCAUGCAUUGUUGUCAUGGGUCGACUAAAUGACAAGAUGAUAAAAUUUGGUUAUGUUAAUUUGAAGACUGUGAAGGAAGAAACUCUUUUCAUACGCAGUAGAUCACUUGAAGUAAAAUUGCUCCCAGGAAAGAUCAUUUCAGUUGCCAGCUGUGCGACAUUACCAGAUAUCCAUGAUCAACCAUCCAAAAGGGAGUCUACUGAACAAACACAGGGUGAUGAUUUGUCAAAACUACUGGAGGAACGUCGUGCCUACAUGAGCCAGCUGCAUUCAGUUUUUCACACUACUGAUCUCAGCUCGAUGUGAUGCUGUAGUAUUGGGUGCCAUAAACUGUUUUCUCCAUUCUCCUUCAUUAUAUUUUUUAUUGCACAUUUGUCAUGUUCUUUAUGCUAUGUAUAAUGACACUGUCGUGUUCUAGAGAAGCAUUAGUGUCUUCUGUGAAGGAACUAUAGUUGGUAAUUUUCAGUGUUGUAACCAAACUGAUCAUACCAUGUAACUUUUCAUUUUAGCUAGGCUUGU
This is a messenger RNA of Dermacentor silvarum, 3066 nucleotides long. RefSeq lists its product as uncharacterized. Lineage: Eukaryota; Metazoa; Arthropoda; Arachnida; Ixodida; Ixodidae. The coding region runs from base 526 to 2853 and encodes 775 amino acids. The transcript is spliced from 3 exons. The record is from RefSeq and is a predicted model, not a curated record.